This is a messenger RNA of Cyclopterus lumpus (lumpfish), 4262 nucleotides long. RefSeq names its product aconitase 1, soluble (gene aco1). Gene Ontology annotation, biological process: citrate metabolic process; tricarboxylic acid cycle. Bases 140 to 2824 code for a protein of 894 amino acids. Gene Ontology annotation, cellular component: mitochondrion; cytosol. The transcript has 21 exons. The record is from RefSeq and is a predicted model, not a curated record. Gene Ontology annotation, molecular function: 3 iron, 4 sulfur cluster binding; 4 iron, 4 sulfur cluster binding; iron-responsive element binding. Lineage: Eukaryota; Metazoa; Chordata; Actinopteri; Perciformes; Cyclopteridae.
CGCAAAUAAACACCACAGAAGAAGAACUGCUGCGGCUGCUCUGCGGAAAGAGUCUCGUUUGCGACUCGCUCGCGGACUGUGGAACACGGUGGUUUCUCAUCUUCUGCACACACAAAUUUGACCUAACCCACAGAGGAGGAUGGCUGCAAUUGUGAAAAAUCCUUUUCAACACAUAGUUGAGCCUCUGGACCCCAAAGACCCGACUCAGCAGUUUUACAAUCUUUCCAAACUUGGAGAUCCCCGAUAUGACCGCCUGCCGUUCUCAAUCCGGGUCCUCCUGGAGUCUGCGGUCAGGAACUGUGAUGAGUUUCUGGUGAAGAGUUCAGAUGUGGAAAGCAUCCUCAACUGGAAGCAGACCCAGACUCAAGCUGUGGAGGUCCCGUUCAGACCGGCUCGCGUCAUCCUCCAGGACUUCACUGGUGUCCCUGCUGUGGUGGACUUGGCUGCCAUGCGCGAUGCGGUGAUGAAACUCGGCGGUGACCCAGAGAAGAUUAAUCCCGUUUGCCCUGCCGACCUCGUCAUCGAUCAUUCUAUCCAGGUGGACUUUAACAGGAAGUCUGACAGCCUUCACAAAAACCAGGACUUGGAGUUCGACCGUAACAGAGAAAGAUUUCAGUUCUUAAAGUGGGGCUCAAAAGCCUUCAGGAACAUGCGCAUCAUCCCUCCUGGUUCAGGGAUUGUUCACCAGGUCAACCUGGAGUACCUGGCCAGAGUGGUGUUCAACCAGGAUGGGUUCUUCUACCCAGAUAGCCUGGUGGGCACCGACUCCCACACCACCAUGAUCGAUGGACUGGGAGUGCUGGGCUGGGGUGUGGGCGGGAUCGAGGCGGAGGCCGUUAUGCUGGGUCAGCCAAUAAGCAUGGUGCUGCCUGAGGUGGUGGGAUACAAGCUGUCCGGGACCCCAGACAAGUUCAUCACCUCCACAGAUAUUGUCCUCACAGUAACUAAGCACCUCCGUCAGGUGGGUGUCGUGGGGAAGUUCGUGGAGUUCUUUGGCCCAGGCGUUGCUCAGCUGUCCAUCGCUGACAGAGCCACCAUCGCCAACAUGUGUCCGGAGUACGGAGCCACGGCGGCCUUCUUCCCCGUGGAUGAGGUCAGCAUUCAGUACCUGGAGCAGACCGGGCGAGAUGCAGAAAAGCAGGCGUACAUUACAAAGUACCUGAAGGCGGUGGCCAUGUUCAGAGACUACAACAAUGUCUCCCAGGAUCCAGAUUUCACUCGGGUCGUGGGCCUGGAUCUGACGACAGUGGUCCCAUGCUGCAGUGGCCCCAAAAGACCUCAGGACAGAAUCGCUGUGUCCGACAUGAAGACCGACUUUGAAGCCUGCCUGGCAGCAAAGCAAGGUUUCAAGGGUUUCCAGAUGGCUCCAGAGCGUCACAGCGCUGUGGUCCCCUUCCAGUUCAACGGAAAAGAGUAUUCAUUAAGCCACGGCUCCGUGGUCAUCGCUGCCAUCACCAGCUGCACCAACACAAGCAACCCAUCUGUCAUGCUUGGAGCAGGGCUCCUUGCAAAGAAAGCAAUCGAGUGUGGCCUGAGCGUGAAGCCAUACAUAAAGACCAGCCUGUCGCCCGGCAGUGGAGUGGUCACCUACUACCUAAAGGAGAGCGGGGUUAUGGACUACCUCUCUCAGCUGGGCUUUGAGGUGGUUGGCUACGGCUGCAUGACCUGUAUAGGAAACAGUGGGCCGCUCCCAGAGCAGGUGGUGGAGGCCAUGACACAGGGAGAUCUGGUUGCAGCAGGGAUCCUUUCAGGAAACAGAAACUUUGAAGGGAGAGUCCACCCCAACACCAGAGCCAACUACCUGGCGUCCCCACCGCUCGUCAUUGCCUACGCAAUCGCCGGCACUGUGAGGAUCGACUUUGAGAGCGAACCCAUUGCCAUCAACUCUGAAGGCAAAGAGAUUUUCCUGAGGGACAUCUGGCCCACACGGGAUGAGAUCCAGGCUGUGGAGAGGACGUUUGUCAUCCCAUCAAUGUUCAAAGAAGUCUAUGAGAAGAUUGAGAAAGUAAACGAACGCUGGAACGCUCUGGUUGCUCCCACUGACAAGCUGUAUACCUGGGACCCCAAAUCGACCUACAUCAAGUCCCCCCCAUUCUUCGAUGGUUUGACCAUGAAGCUGCAGCCGCCCCAGUCCAUCCAUGACGCCUGCGUGCUGCUGAACCUGGGAGACUCGGUCACCACCGACCACAUUUCCCCUGCAGGGAACAUCGCCAGGAGCAGCUCUGCAGCGCGCUACCUCACCAACAGAGGCUUGAGCCCUCGGGACUACAACUCCUACGGCUCACGGCGAGGUAACGACGCCGUCAUGGCCAGAGGGACGUUCGCCAACAUCCGCCUCUUUAACAAGUUCCUGAACAAGCAGGCGCCACAAACCAUCCACCUGCCAACUGGAGAGACGCUGGAUGUGUUUGAUGCUGCAGAGCGAUACCAGCAGUCCGGCGUCCCUCUGCUGGUUCUAGCAGGGAAGGAGUACGGCUCUGGCAGCUCCAGAGACUGGGCAGCCAAGGGCCCCUUCCUCCUGGGCAUCAAGGCCGUGGUGGCAGAGAGCUAUGAGCGGAUCCACCGCAGUAACCUGGUGGGGAUGGGAGUGAUUCCUCUGGAGUACCUGGCAGGAGACACGGCGGACAGCCUGGGACUGACCGGCCGGGAGCGCUACACCAUCCUCAUGCCCGAGCAGCUCACGCCCAGGAUGGUGGUGGAUGUGAAGCUGGACACGGGGAAAACGUUCCAGGUGAGGAUGAGAUUCGACACCGACGUGGAGCUGGCCUAUUUCCACCACGGGGGCAUCCUCAACUACAUGAUCCGCAAGAUGUCCGAAAACUAACACGCCCAGUCAUGUUCUACUGGUCAGACACAGUCCAACAUGUGACUUCUGGGGACACGUAAUCCAAUCAUUGUCCAUGUUUGGUGCAAAGAGCUGAUGAAGUUCUCUUUUCUGAAAAUGCUGCUACUUCUUUUAGUUGUUUAGACCUUGGAGAGAUAUAUGUGAGAAGUGUGUGUAUAAAUAUAUAUGUCAAGAUAUAGAAAUGAAUAUGACGUUGAUUUUGAGAGUUGAACAGUCAGCUCAACCUCAUGUCGUACUGCUCUCUGAGAGGAUGAAGGUUCUGUCGGUUUCAGAGAGCAGAGACAAGUCUUAUCUUUGUGUUUGUGGUCUUCAUCAGUUCUAAGAGCCGGUAACAUCUGGGUGAAGAAUGGAUGUUUAAUACUACGUAGACUUCAGAAGUGAUCAAGUCUCUCCCCACAGGAACGGUCACCAUUGUUUUGGUAGGAAGGUUCCGUUCUGUUGCCAUAGCUACGGGGUGUCACUGGGAUAACGCAUGAGGAUCAAUAACUCAGUCGGUUCAAUGUGCCUGCUUCGGUCUCCUACGUGUUCCGUUAACGCUCCCGCCAUUACUCCACUGACCAACAGGUGUCAGUAAUGAGCUCCGAGGAGAGAAGAAGCUCGUAAACCAGGCGUCAUUUGUUGUGUCGUUAGUCCUUGUGCCACAUUUAGUUUACAUCCAAAUGUCAUUCUCUAGUGGCUCCGCUACUUUAUUCCAUCUUUUAUAGCUAACCUGCAUAGCAACAUUUCUAAAUGGGGACCUUUUGAUUGGAGCACUAGCUAUAUGAGAAGUCCUUAACCUCCCAACGUUCCCUUAAUCUUGUUCAUUAGCAAUAGACUUGAUGAAUUAUGCUGGCCAAACCGUCUUCACAGAUAAAUAAAAUUAAACAAAUAACAGGCCAUGAAACUAGAUUUACCGAUAACAGAAGUGCCAAAAGAGUGCUAACAAUGCCCAUGUUGUAGUAAUCCAGAAUUCCUCUCAAGGACCACAAUCUAUAAUAUAAUAUUCUUGACUUUGUUGAAAAGAAUUAACUUUAAUGUACAUCUCAGCAGAAGUCCUUGAAAACAAAUAUUCCACGAGUCUGCUGAUGAAGAUCCUGGGAUAUGAUUAAAAGCUGCAUGGGUCAUGUGGGGAGGUCGCCUCGUUGGGGAUAAAAUCGUAUUGUGUGGGAGCCAUAAAUCAUAAAGGAAGACCCUGUGGUGGCGGUCUGUGUCAGUCCUGGUUCCCUCACGCUGUGUACCAACGUGCACUUUUCCAUCUCACCGCUCACGUCUCAGAAACCCUUCCAGGCGUCAGUGUCAACGUCAUGCUUUUGAAUGUCUUAAUAUCUUUCUGAUUGUGUCUUUUUGCCCUUUUAUCCUAAAACACUGAAUAUUUUGAUUAUGAAGACUGACCAAACGUUCAACUCUGUCUGAAUGCAAUAAAUCACUGAUUAACAGA